Molecule: messenger RNA, 907 nt
Organism: Puntigrus tetrazona (Sumatra barb)
Lineage: Eukaryota; Metazoa; Chordata; Actinopteri; Cypriniformes; Cyprinidae
Gene: dap
Product: death-associated protein
Exons: 4
Coding region: 142-459 (105 amino acids)
Biological process (GO): negative regulation of autophagy; cellular response to amino acid starvation; apoptotic signaling pathway
Molecular function (GO): death domain binding
Source: RefSeq, a predicted model, not a curated record
GUUGCCAAACAAUGGGCAGGAAAAAGCCACGUUGACGAAGUCGACAGAAGUGUGCGUUAUUUUUCAGCCAGGAAACCGAAGGAUUGUUUUUAUUUUGAAGAGAACGAAGCAACUCUUUGGAAGAAGCGCUUGACAGCAGCCAUGUCAUCGCCGCCCAAAGAGAAAACCGAGACCAAAGCUGGGCAUCUUCCUGCGGUGAAAGCAGGAGGCAUGCGGAUAGUUCAGAAGCAUCAGUCUGGAAAUGAUGUGCCAGACAAGAAGAAUGACAAAGACAGUAAAGAAUAUGAGACUGAGAUCCCACCAAAGCUACCUGUUGUGGUCUCAGGAGUUGUCACUAAGGGGGAUAAAGACUUCACCCCUGCUGCUGCCCAGGUGGCCCAUCAGAAACCUGUGCCUGCGGUCCAGAAGCUGCCCCCGGCCCACCACAUCAACCAGCACAUCCACCAGCCACGGAAGUGAGCCUUACACAACUCUAGCCCACCCGGCCCCCCGCACAGGGCCAGGACCACACCACCCCAAACACCUGCUCAGGUUGCCAGGGAUCUCUUGCCGUCAAGCAUUCCGUACGCGCCCCCUCCCCCUCCGUCUGUGCCUGAAAGUGUCCUGUUUCCACCAGUAUCAUGACACGCAUUCCUUUUCCUGUUUCUUACCAGUAAAUCAUCGCAACACUAAAAUUGAAAGCUCCACUGCAAAUCACUAAUCAGAAACGUGUUAAUUAUGUGGGUCCACUUUAUGAGGGAUGCUUGGAGCUGUGUUUUAUUUUGUUUUAAUUCUGUCUUGCAAUAGUUCCAGAGAGAUGUAAAUUGUAUAAAUCUUUUCUUUCUUUUUUUUUGAAGUCGGUGAAUGUUGUAUAUUAGGCAUUAGGUACUAGGUGUGGCUAUCUGAAUAAAGAGUUAAUAUAAAACCA